Messenger RNA from Folsomia candida, 1158 nucleotides. RefSeq lists its product as uncharacterized. NCBI's taxonomy places the organism in Eukaryota, Metazoa, Arthropoda, Collembola, Entomobryomorpha, Isotomidae. The coding region runs from base 94 to 762 and encodes 222 amino acids. The record is from RefSeq and is a predicted model, not a curated record. The transcript has 4 exons.
GGGGAAAUUGGUAUCAGAUGAGGAAAGAUUGUUUAGUAAUUGGGAACUAGAAUUUGCAAUAUUUCUGAGAAUUUUUUUUACAAAAAAAUAAAAAUGAGUCCAUUUUUUAUCCUGGUUUUGAUCGCCGUUAGCUCGGGUUUCGUUGAGAGUAAAAGGGAUACUAAAAUCAAACAGCCUGUUUUACAGCUUAAUGGAACCACGCUUACGGACAAGGUGAUGGAUAGUGUGAGGGCAGAAGUGAUUAAGCAAGGCUGGGAUGAUAUCAACCCACCAGAUGUGGUCCUUAAGGAUCCAUUCGGUUUUUCCAACUAUAGUCUGGCCAUCAGGAACCAAUCGAUUAAAGGAAUGGCGAACGCAUAUCGUGUCGGAGACGUCAUCGUGAACGUGACCAUUCUCAACACCAAGUUCAGGUCCGCCUUCGCCGUGUACAACGUCAGCUCUGACGCCGACGUCCAGAUUCAUACAAAAGACGCCAACUACGAUAACGGACAUGUCCACUCGGACUGCGACAAUGUUACGGCGUACCAGGUUUUCAAGCUGGACCACCUCACGCAGACCUUGACCCUUGACGAGUUUGAGUUGUCCAUUGGCGAGUGCAACUACAACGCGACGGGUCUCGGAGAGCGCGCCGCCAACGCGAGCACCGUCAUGAACGCGCUCUUUUCGAAAUUGAAAGCGCCCAUGCUUCUCGCUUUCAAUACGGGGUUCAAAAUUGCCAUAAAUGCCGCCCUCGCCGCUGCCAGGACAGCCCUUCUUGGAUAAGAACGCGAUUCACGCAGAGCUUUGUAACUUUGUAAAUUGUAGACGAAAAAUUCAGAACGAAAAUCAAGGGCUUUUUAAAAUUUGUAGAAAUCUCUAAAAUAAUUUUAUUAUAAACUUUACAAAGUUUGUCUUGCUUGAACAACGCAAAGCUGUGGAACUUUGUAAAUUGUAUUUAAAAAAUCCUAAGCGAAAGUUAGUUAACCUUAAGUCGAAGGAUUUUUUUUUAAAUUUGUGAAAAUAUCAAAAAUAAUUUUUUUUAUCAAGUUUACAAAGGUUACAAAGUUGGCCAUGAAUAGUCUCAUUAUUGAUUUAAAAAAGGCUGUGAUAUAGUUCUGAAAGACAAAUGAUUCUAAUUUAAAGAUGGAAAUGUCAAUAAAUAUUUAUUUUUGAAGCAAA